This is a messenger RNA of Yamadazyma jaroonii, 1833 nucleotides long. NCBI's taxonomy places the organism in Eukaryota, Fungi, Ascomycota, Pichiomycetes, Serinales, Debaryomycetaceae. The record is from the annotation of a GenBank genome assembly.
AUGUCUGCUGUAUCUGCUUCAAAAGCUAAAAGAGAACAAAAACGUUUAGAAAGAGAAGCUAAAAAAGCUGCUGAAGGUAAAUCUACCAAGAAGACCAAGAAACAAGCUGCUAAAGAUGCUGAAGAAAAAGAAGUUGAUGAUGCAGCUACUCAAAUUGCCAAAUUAAAAAUGCAAACUGAUGAUGAUGGGAUUUCUGAUAGAGUUACCACCGGUGUUUUAGAUUCCUUAGGAACUUCCAGAGAUAUCAAAGUAUCCCAAGUUUCCUUAUUAUUCCAUGGUAAAGUAUUAAUUCAAGAUUCCAUUUUAGAAUUGAAUUUUGGUAGAAGAUAUGGUUUAUUAGGUGAAAAUGGUUGUGGUAAAUCAACUUUAUUAAAAUCUAUUGCUGCCAGAGAAUUCCCAAUCCCUGAACAUAUUGAUAUUUAUUUAUUAAAUGAACCUGCUGAACCAACUGAAUUUAGUGCUUUAGAAUAUGUUGUUAGAGAAGCUGAACAUGAAUUAAAGAGAUUAGAAGAUUUAGUUGAAGAUAUUAUUGUUAAAGAUGGUCCAGAAAAUCCAGCUUUAGAAGGAUUAUAUGAAAAAAUCGAUGAUAUGGAUCCUUCAACUUUCGAAUCAAGAGCUGCUGUUAUCUUAACUGGUUUAGGUUUUAAUUCUGUUACUAUUAAAAAACAUACUAAAGAUAUGUCUGGGGGUUGGAGAAUGAGAGUUGCUUUAGCCAAAGCUUUAUUCGUUAAACCUACCUUAUUAUUAUUAGAUGAUCCAACUGCUCAUUUAGAUUUAGCUGCUUGUGUUUGGUUAGAAGAAUAUUUGAAGAGAUUCGAUAGAACUUUAAUCUUAGUUUCCCAUUCUCAAGAUUUCUUAAAUGGGGUUUGUACUAACAUGAUUGAUAUGAGAUUAAAGAAAUUAACUGGUUAUGGUGGUAAUUAUGAUUCUUAUGUUAAAACUAGAGGUGAAUUAGAAGUUAAUCAAAUGAAACAAUAUAAUAAACAACAAGAAGAAAUUGCUCAUAUUAAGAAAUUCAUUGCUUCUGCUGGUACUUAUGCAAAUUUAGUUAAACAAGCUAAAUCUAGACAAAAAAUUUUAGAUAAAAUGGAAGCUGAUGGUUUAAUUGAAGCGGUUGUUCCUGAUAAAGUUUUCUCCUUUAGAUUCCCUGAUGUUGAAAAAUUACCUCCUCCAGUUUUAGCAUUCGAUGAUAUGUCUUUCUCUUAUAGUGGUAAUCCAGAAGAUAAUUUAUAUGAACAUUUAGAUAUUGGUAUUGAUAUGGAUUCAAGAGUUGCUUUAGUUGGUCCAAAUGGGGUUGGUAAAUCUACUUUAUUAAAAUUAUUCCAAGGUCAAUUACAACCUCAAACUGGUAGAGUUAUUCAACAUACUCAUAUUAAAUUAGGAGUUUAUUCUCAACAUUCAGCUGAUCAAUUAGAUUUAACUAAAACUCCUUUAGAAUUCGUUCGUGAUAAAUUUUCAAAUAUUUCCCAAGAUUUCCAAUAUUGGAGACAACAAUUAGGUAGAUAUGGUUUAACUGGUGAAGGUCAAACUUCUCAAAUGGCUACUUUAUCUGAAGGUCAAAGAUCAAGAGUCGUUUUUGCAUUAUUAGCUUUAGAAGCUCCAAAUUUGAUUUUAUUAGAUGAACCUACUAAUGGUUUAGAUUUAUCAACUAUUGAUUCAUUAGCUGAAGCUAUUAAUGCAUUUAAUGGGGGUGUUGUUGUUGUCUCCCAUGAUUUCAGAUUAUUAGAUAAAGUUGCUAAAGAUAUUUUCGUUAUUGAAAAUAAAAAUGCUACAAGAUGGGACGGUUCAAUCUUAGAUUAUAAGAAAACCUUAGCUGAAAAAGUUGUCCUUUAG